AUGGAGGCGAGGUACGAGGCGCUGCGUCGCGCCACGGAGGAGGUGGCGGCGGUGGACGCGCACGCGCACAACCUGGUGGAGCACGGCUCGGCGUUCCCCUUUCUGCGCUGCUUCUCCGAGGCCGAGGGGGAUGCGCUCGCGCUCGCGCCCCACUCCCUCUCCUUCAAGAGAAGCCUGAGGGACAUCGCUGCAUUGUACAACUGCGAGCCCUUACUUGAGAAGGUGGAGAAGUUCAGAAGUGCUGAAGGAUUGAAAUCGAUUGGCUCCAAAUGCUUCCAAGCUGCCAACAUAUCUGUCAUCCUUAUAGAUGAUGGCAUAGCAUUCGACAAAAUGCUAGACUUGGAGUCUCACAAGGCAUUUGCUCCUGUAGUUGGCAGAGUUCUGAGAAUAGAAAGGCUAGCAGAAACAAUCAUCAAUGAUGUGAGUGUAUUUCUCUUGUUUCUCUCUCUAGUUUCUAACCAAAUUGUUGCAUUAAAAAGCAUAGCUGCAUAUAGAAGCAGCUUAGAGAUCAAUCCCAAUGUUAACAAGACCGAUGCAGAGGAUGGUCUUCGUAAGGAGCUAACAGGUCCUAGGCCAUUUCGGAUUACAAACAAGAACCUGAUUGACUAUCUAUUUACCUGCAGUCUUGGAAUUGCUGUUUCACUUAACCUGCCAGUGCAAAUUCACACAGGUUUUGGAGAUAAGGACCUUGACUUGCGAAAGUGCAACCCACUACAUUUGCGUGCUGUUCUUGAGGACGAAAGAUUUGCUAAGUGCCAAAUUGUUCUUCUACAUGCUUCUUAUCCAUUUUCUAAGGAAGCAUCCUAUCUUGCAUCUGUUUACUCCCAGGUCUACCUUGAUUUUGGCUUGGCGAUUCCAAAACUUAGUGUUCAUGGAAUGACAUCGUCCUUGAAAGAGCUUCUGGAGCUAGCUCCCAUAAAGAAGGUCAUGUUCAGUACUGAUGGAUAUGCUUUUCCAGAGACAUAUUAUCUAGGUGCAAAAAGGGCACGGGAUGUUGUUUAUCGUGUCCUAUCUGCUGCAUGUGAAGAUGGAGACCUUAGCAUUCAGGAAGCCAUCGAAGCUGUUGAGGACAUCUUUAGAAGAAAUGCAUUGCAUUUGUACAAGUUAAAUGUUGUCAACGGAUCAAUAAAUCAUGAGACUACCAUAGUUGGUGACAGUGUGUCAUUGUCUUCUGUUGAAGAAGAUGUGCUCUUUGUUCGAAUAAUCUGGAGUGAUGCUUCUGGUCAAUAUAGAUGCCGCGUUGUGCCAGCUGGACGGUUUUAUGAGAUUACAAGGAAUAAGGGUGUUGGUCUGACUUUUGCAGCAAUGGGAAUGACUUCAUUUUGUGAUGGCCCAGCAGAUGGGUCUAACCUUACUGGUGUAGGCGAGAUCAGACUUGUACCAGAUAUGCCAACACUUGUUAGGAUCCCAUGGUCUAGACGCGAGGAAAUGGUGAUGGCUGACAUGCAAAUAAGGCCUGGAGAAGGCUGGGAAUACUGUCCUAGAAAUGCCUUGAGGAAAGUCACAAAAGUUCUGCUAGAUGAGUUCAAUGUGACAAUGAAGGCAGGUUUUGAGAAUGAAUUUUUUCUUCGCAGAAAAUUAGUAAGUGAUGGAGUUGAGCAGUGGGUUCCAUAUGAUAAUACCAAUUACUGCUCAACUUCAGCAUUCGAUGGUGCAUCAUCCAUAUUACAAGAAGUAUAUUCUUCCCUCAAAGCUUCAGGCAUUAUUGUUGAGCAGUUGCAUGCUGAGGCUGGAAAAGGGCAGUUUGAGAUAGCCUUGAAGUAUAUCUUGUGCACUCUUGCGGCUGACAAACUCAUAUAUGCCCGUGAGACUAUUAAAUCGAUUGCUCGAAAGCAUGGACUGCUAGCAACAUUUCUUCCAAAGCCUGAUUUGAAUGAUUUUGGAUCUGGUUCUCACGUGCAUCUGAGCUUGUGGGAGAAUGAUCAGAAUGUUUUUAUGGGGUCAAGUAAAGAUAAUUUUCAUGGAAUGUCAAAAACUGGACAACAGUUCCUUGCUGGAGUGUAUCAUCAUCUUCCAUCAAUAUUGGCAUUUACUGCUCCUCACCCAAACAGCUAUGACCGGAUUCAGCCAGAUACUUGGAGUGGAGCUUAUCAAUGCUGGGGGAAAGAGAACAGGGAAGCUCCAUUAAGAACCGCAUGCCCACCUGGUGUGCCUCUUGAUUUAGUCAGCAACUUCGAGAUCAAAUCCUUCGAUGGUUGCGCAAAUCCGCACUUGGGUCUUGCUGCUAUCAUUGCUGCCGGCAUCGAUGGGCUAAGAAGAGACCUUAAGUUGCCCGAACCAAUUGAAUCAAACCCUUCUGAUCACGCUUCCAAACUGAAGAGGCUACCGCAGAACCUGCAGGAAUCUGUAGAAGCGCUUUCUGCAGAUAAGGUUUUGCAUGAAUUAAUUGGUGAUAAACUUGUCACAGCUGCUAUAGCUAUACGGAAGGCCGAGAUCGAUCAGUUCGCGAAGAAUCCGGGUGCAUUUAACGAUCUCAUCUACCGUUACUAG
Miscanthus lutarioriparius is the source of this 2490-nucleotide messenger RNA. Lineage: Eukaryota; Viridiplantae; Streptophyta; Magnoliopsida; Poales; Poaceae. The record is from the annotation of a GenBank genome assembly.